This is a messenger RNA of Ilex paraguariensis (yerba mate), 2440 nucleotides long. The record is from the annotation of a GenBank genome assembly. NCBI's taxonomy places the organism in Eukaryota, Viridiplantae, Streptophyta, Magnoliopsida, Aquifoliales, Aquifoliaceae.
AGUUUGAGAGUUUUUCAAUGUAAAAAAGUUACAAUAUUUAGUAUUUAUUUCUUAAUUUUCUAGAUGACAUUUUUAUAAAUAACUCAAAAAUUCAAACUCAGCUAAAAAAUUUAAUUUCAUAUUUUUUUUAAAAUUGUUUUCCUCAUUAGCCCGUUGCAAUGGGUCAGGCCUACGUAUCGGCCCACAUCCUUGUCGGUCGGGCAAAGCAACUGCUUAUCAGUAUUCAUCCCUCUGGCUGCCGGAGCAAAGGACAAAUAUUCUGGCCGUGCAAAUAUUCCUGUGCUGAUAUCGGUGCUUUAACCACGCGUAAUUCUAAAGGUUGUGCAGAUUAACUUAUGUGAAUCAUAAUUUUUUUUAAAUAUGGAUUUAUAUGACUGAAUCGUCAUGGUCAUGUGCAGUUACCAGUACUUUUCACUUGAGCUUUUGAACCAUUCCCUUCUAGUUUUGAAUUGCAUCCCAGUCGUUUGUCAAUAUGUGUGUGUGUGUGUGUGUGUGUGUGUGAGAGAGAGAGAGAGAGAGAGAGAGAGAGAGGGUAUCUGAUUCUGAACAAAUAUUUUCUAGGACACUUGUACUGAAAAGUUUGUUAGGAUUGUCGUCUAGACGUGGUGGAAAUUUCAGAGGUAGUUUAAAAGGUAACCCAGAAAAUCGUUGUAGAAAAGACAGUGAGAGACACAUUGUAGCAGAGAAGUGUUCAAAAAGGAAAAGGUAUGAGGGCUUUGGAGGGGGCAGUGAAGUGGCUAAGACCCCUUGUUGAGACUAAGGCAUGGGACUACUGUGUGGUUUGGAAGUUGGGGGAUGAUCCUUCAAGGUUUAUUAAAUGGAUGGACUGUUGUUGUGGUGGUGGAACUGGUGACCAUGUCACUGUCAAGGAGGAAAACUGUGUGGAGAAACAUCUGCUUCCUCUAUGCAGGGAUGACUACAUUAAACAUCCCAUAAGAACUAAAGCUUGUGAAGAACUAGCCAGUUUUCCUUCUUCUAUCCCCUUGUAUUCUGGGAUUCAUGGCGAAGUAGUUAUAUCAACCCAACCAAGGUGGCUUAGUCAUGCCAAUACCUCCAAUCCAAAUAAUUCCCUGGACUCAAUUGGAACCCAAGUUCUGAUUCCAGUUGGUGGUGGGCUUAUUGAGCUCUUCAGUUCAAAGAUGGUACCUAAAGAUGACAAGAUAACAGAGUUCAUUGCAACUCAGUACAAGAUUUCUGUUGAAGAGGAAGCCAUGUCAGCACAGAGCUAUGCCAAUGAACAGCCUCACCAGCCCUUCCUUGAUGAAUGUUUAAACAAUUGGCAAGCCUCCCAUCAUUAUAUGAAUUUUAAUCCAAGGCUGCAACUUGUUCCUACAGUAUCCCCACCCAGUACCUUUCCUAGCUUAGAAGGAUCAUCAACUGGUUCUAAUCCUUCAAAAGAACACUCAUCAACAGAGCAACCGAUUGGAAAAAAUUCAGAGACUAGGAAGCCCAAUUGUGUUGUGAAUUUUGCAACAAAGCAAGAGAUUAAUUUUGUUUCAGGGUUUGCCAAUCAUCCGAUUAGGACAGAAAAUUUGAAGGCCGGGCAGAAGACUCAAAGGCAACCUUACCAGUCAAAGAAUCUGGAAACAGAGAGAAACAGGAGGAACAGAAUCAAAGAUGGUCUCUUUGCUUUACGAGCUUUAGUCCCGAAGAUUUCCAAGAUGGAUAAGGCAUCAAUUCUGGGAGACGCGAUUGAGCAUAUACAGGAAUUGCAGAAGAAUGUCGAUAAACUUGAAGGUGAGCUCAGGGAGAUGACAGAGGAUGACUGUAAUAAGAAGAAUGCUGAAGUAGUGGUCACAAAGUUAAUUGAGGCACCUGAAAGCACUCAAAUUCCUCCUGCUACUAAGAACAACCAAAGUUCAUCCAGUUUCGGUGAAAAUAAACAACUGGAGGUAUCAUCAACAGUGGAAGUAAGCCAGAUUGGUGCAAGAUAUUUCCUUCUUAAGUUGAUUAGCAAGCACAAGCGAGGAGGGUUUGCAGUGUUGAUGGAAGCUUUGAAUUCGUUGGAACUUCAAGUAAUCGAUGCCAAUGUUACAACAUGUAAUGGCAUGGCGUCGAAUAUUCUCGUGGUAGAGGCUAACAGAGCGGAAGUUCAACCAAAUCAUUUGAAGGCUUCAUUGAUCAAGCUUAGUAGUUGAGGGACUGGAUGGAUUAAGCCUACUCAUUGAGGAAACUGGAUGGGGUACUUCAACUAAAGAAUGCUACAUGACUGGCUUUACCCUCUUGUUUUUUUCUUUUGUGUGCGCGCGUGUAGUACAAGUAUCUCAGAUGACUUGUGAAGCACCUUGUUUCCUUGCCUUUCUUUAUACAAUGAAGGCAGGCAAUUACACUGGAAAGGUGAACUAAUUUAUCUUCUUGAUCCAUGAAUGUUUAUCUUUUCAUUAGUUUCCAUUCCUACUGAUACUAUACAAGAUACAACAACAUCAUCACUCUUUUAGGC